AUGCUUGACGACAAGUCGACUCCUGCAAAUGGACUUCAAUUAUUCGAUACAGCCAUAUUUUUAUUCGAUGAUGAAAUUAAAUACCAGGAAAAGAAGCGUGUUGAACAAAUAUUGUGGCCGGCACAUUGCGUACAACACAGCCAUGGAGCUAAAUUACACAAAGAUUUGCAGAUACUUGAAUCGACACCAAAUCAACACGUCAUUUCUCUAUUCAAAGGAUUCGAUCGAGAUAUCGAUUCUUACUCGGCAUUUUGGGAUAAUCAAAAAAUUAGAGAGACUGAGCUCAAUUUACAACUACAAAAAUACAAUGUUACACGAAUUUUCGUUGCUGGGCUUGCAACUGAUGUUUGUGUCUAUUCGACAGCACUACAUGCAGCUGAAUAUGGUUAUGAAACAUUUAUUAUUGAAGAUGCUUGUCGAGGUGUAGAUGAAGCAGCUAUUGAGACCAGGCUCGACGAGUUGGUGAAACUUCAAUGUACAGUUAUCCAAUCGGCUGAUGUCAAAGCCCUUGUUGAAAGCGGAUAA
Didymodactylos carnosus is the source of this 525-nucleotide messenger RNA. NCBI's taxonomy places the organism in Eukaryota, Metazoa, Rotifera, Eurotatoria, Philodinida, Philodinidae. The record is from the annotation of a GenBank genome assembly.